This is a messenger RNA of Cryptomeria japonica (Japanese cedar), 531 nucleotides long. RefSeq lists its product as uncharacterized. NCBI's taxonomy places the organism in Eukaryota, Viridiplantae, Streptophyta, Pinopsida, Cupressales, Cupressaceae. The transcript has a single exon. Gene Ontology annotation, molecular function: RNA-DNA hybrid ribonuclease activity; nucleic acid binding. The coding region runs from base 1 to 531 and encodes 176 amino acids. The record is from RefSeq and is a predicted model, not a curated record.
AUGAUAUCGACUGACCCUCAGGAUGAGAUCAUGUUAAUGGAUGCAAGUAAGUCUAAUGAACUCUGUUCUAUGGAAUUUGAUUGGAGUUGUUCAUCUUCUGGAUUAGGGGUUGGGGUUGUUUUGAUACCUCCCCAUGGAAAGGUCAUUCCUUAUUCUUUCAAGUUGGAAUUCCAAAACACGAAUAAUACGGUCGAAUAUGAGGCCUUGCUAUUAGGUUUGGCUGAAGAAAAGAGGUUGCAAAUCAAAAUGUUGGAGGUGGGAGGCGAUGCAGAACUUAUUGUUAAGCAAGUGAGGGGCUUAUUUGUAGACAAAAAUGAGAGAUUGAGACACUAUAGGAAUCAUGUUUGGGAUGAGAUCGAAGCCUUCGAUGCUUUUUCAAUUGAAGCCAUUCCUAGGGAGUUUAAUUCGAAGGCAGAUUCUUUGGCGGUAUCUGUAGCCUUACUGGUUCCACACCCAGAUUUCACAACUGACACUUACAGAGUUGAACUAGUUUAUAGACCUAGUGUGCCAAAUAAUUAUGAAUCCUGGUAG